GCAUUCGUUUUCAGUUGAUACCCUACGUUACCAAGUAUUGUGAGUUUGUUGAUUUGAGUGCACGCAUGAUAAAAACCAUAUGAACCGGUCUUGUUUUGUAAUAAAUUUCAAAUGUGACCGACUGCUGUAUUUGCAAUAAAAGGCCCAUUCUAUGUCCAGUUGAAAACCAUUCCCAAGAAUCGCGUAUUCAACGAAACAGUGUGGGAGUUCUGGCCUACGAGAUGUUGAAGUCUUCAUAAUCGACAAAUUAGUAAGUACCGGAAUAUUUUCUAGAAUGAGGUGGUAAUAAUAUAACUGCUAUAUUAAAACUCAACGCCUGCGUAUAUUUAUAUAGAGUGCGGAGGUAAAUACAACCAUAACGGUGUUACUUUCCUCAAUGAACGAAAAAUAUGAUAUUGAAAUAUAGAUAAGUUUGACGAAGAGUUCCCGAUUUUAAAGAUGUGUGAUAAGUAACAAAUGGCAGUCAAAGGUAUACAAAACUGAAUAUGUAGAGAAAAAAUAAGUGUGAUCAAAACGUAUAUUAUCCACUUUUCUGUAUAAUAAUACUUUCGGAACAAUAACUGUAAACAAGAGAGUUGAUCAUAUAACAUGCCCAAUUAAACUAGUUUUAGAUUUUCUAAGCUUUAGUUAUCACAAUCUCCCUUAAAUAUAUGAAAAGUUUCAACUUCACUUGUAAUUUAGUUUGCCAGAACUAAACACCACCAAACUCUUCCCUUCUAGCGUGCAUCCCUCAAAGAAUAAUACACUCUACCCCCAUCCACCUCGUUCAAUCAGACCUUAAAAAGUUAACCAACUUCUAAGCUGUAUAAGAGAUCCUGUUCAUCUUUCUGACCAGAAGCUAUGUUUACCCACUAGUGCGUUUUUAUAGAUCAUAUUGAUCACACUAAAGAAAUUUUGAAGAUGGCUAUAAGACGAGAUUUGACUUAAUCAUACCUAUAAUAUUAAUAUUAGUGUCUGUUGCUGCUUAAAAAGUUUCUUGAAGUAGUAUAGAGGUGCGUCGUCAAACAAUUUAAGAACUCUCGUUGAACGUAAUGAAGCAGUCCAAAUACUUUAGAUUUAUUUUAUUGUGAAAACAUAUAAACUCAAUGGAUAAACGACCAUUUGUGGCUAUUUUAAAUAUAAUUUUCAGCGAAAUUCCCUCGCUGCAAAUGGUGUUUUUUGAACUGCGGUUUUCGACUCACAAUCUGUGCGGAUAAAGCUCCUGUUUUUGAGAUUUCUCUCAAAACCGCCUGUUUCACUUGCUUAAAAAAUUUUAAAGGUCUACCUCUACUUAUUUCUUCUGUAAUCGUCUGCCCCGCGAUUCAUUUGAUUGGAUUAAUGAUGAUUUGGAUUGGAUGAUUUGGAUUAACCCACCUCUUCUUAAGUCCUUAAUUUUUUGCUUCUCAAUUUUCCUGUUGCUGAAUUUCACGCGGCAUUAUUUUCUAAGAAUGAUUAACUCACUCUCCCUUAGAAAAUCAACAUUCUUUGUAAAUAAUAGUUUGGAUAAUGGAUUGUUUUUCUGUUGUUCCCAAUCUUUUUUUUCAAUAUCGUGGGCUUAUUUGGCUUUAUUUAUUGACAAUGAAUUACAUCAAGGCGCACACAGUAAUUAUUGCGUGAUGACACUAUUUCGAUAAAGAAAAUUGAAGAUUCCAAUCUUUAAAUGGGAUUGAAUUGAAUUUGAAAAGGGCCGAAGAAUGAAUAUCACAAAAAAUUUCAACAAUAAUAAAGGUCGUAAGUAAGCAAAUUGUUAGAAUUCCACAUUCAGCACAAUAAAAAAAUGUUCAAAAUUUUUAAUUCUCAACCUACUAACAUAAAUAUUGUAGUUGGUUGGGAAAAAGUUUGUUUAGGUUGAUAUUCGCAAACAUCGAUAAUUACAAUAAUACAAUAGAAAUUUAGUAAUAACAUCCUGUAAAGAAAAUUUGCCAUUCAAGUAUUUUUUGCAUGCCACUGAUUUUUAUAACCAAUUCAUUGUUAUCUCUUCAUUUGUCAAAACCUGGUUUUCUUAAUUUAUGCAGAUCUUCACUCUCGGACGUAUGGAACUAAAUAAUCUCUCUUAAUCUGAAGAACAAGCUUAAGUUUAUCGCAAAAUGAAUGUUCAAAAUCUGGUACUAAAGUGGAAUGACCAAAUUAUAAUGUACGCUGUUCAAGCUGAAGAGAUAUCUUUAUAUUUAUUUUUAAAAAUCAGGACAGGUUUUGAAUUUAUUGUCAUUUUUCCACUUAUGUAUCCAUUUAAAGCUACAAUGAAUGCAAUUCUUAGACAAGUUGAAAUUGUUUUAUUUUUUAAUAAAUAUACAGGGUCCCGAAAUUCGACUGCCAAGGCAAAUGAUGAAAAACAUCAUUUUUUGAUCGCUCUUGUGAUUAUUUAGAAAAUUACAAAACAGUUUCUUCCGAAUCAACUUACAUCGAUAGGUUAAUGGUGUCCUACAAAAUGAUAUUUGUUCGUUAAACUAUACGUUUUCUUUGAAAAAGUUGGCAUCUACUACGCUAAAACGGUUUUCCAGAACUUAUUAAUAAACACUAAUGCCAUUUAGAUGAUAAUUUUUCAAAUAAAUCAUGCAGAAUGAAAAUGUUACAUUCAAUUAACACAUCUUUAACAAAAAAUAGGUUAAACAAAAUAAAUUAAAGAAACUACUCAAAUUGUCCACUUUUUUCGUUUAUACAAGCUCCAAUUUUUCACAGCAUUGAUAACGCGUAUUAGAAAUUUUGUUGCUUGUAAACGACCAACAAGAUCUUCCUCAUUUUCUACCGAACUCUGAUAGACGAGAGACUUCAUAUGCCUCCACUUAAAAAAAAAACAAGGGGAGUAAGAUGCGGACAUCUAACUGGCUAACCAAUUGGCCCACCUAGACCUAUCCAGCUCUAAACAUAAGUGGCAUUUAAAUGGAGUCGUACAUUUGCUGAAAAAUGUACAGAAGCUCCAUCAUGCUGAAGUAUCAUCUUUUGUCCUAUAAGAAUGUCAAAUAAAUGAAAUAAAUUUCUCCGUUUAAGUUUUGAGGAAACAUGUAUGGUCCUAUUAUUUAAUCGUCUACUAUUCCAGACCAUAAAUUUACAAAAAAUUUUCGCUGAUGGGUAAAAGUGGCAUACGGAUUUUCAUUCGCUCAUUCAUGACUCUUUCGGGAAUUAAAUAUGCCUUCUAUCGUAAACAUUGCCUCAUUGGUAAAUAAUAUUAAUUUAGAAAAUUAUCAUUAUCCAUGUAGUUGAAGAUACCAAUUAGAAAAUUCUGUAACAUUCUGUAAAAUAACUGUUCAUUUGCAACUUUCCAUACAGAGUUCCUAUUUGUAUACAAUCUGUGACUGAGGGAUUUCAUACUUAAAGAUGGUUAAUUCUCUAUUACUCAAAACGUUGUUUUCAAAAUGAACUGUACUGCUAGUUCAAAGUCGUCCGUCGUUAUUCCUUUUAAUAUUUAAACUUUCUAUUUCUCUUAAUCUUCUAUCAAUACUGGCAAAAAUUGAACGGAUGAUGUCUAUGAGGCGACCUUUCUCUAUAUAGUCUUUCCGCCAAUCUCGAAUGUAGUCGACCUUUGUAUAUUUUUUUAUUAAUUUAUCUUUUAAUGCACACUUUCACAUUAACGUUACUUAAAUCAAACUUAAACAAUUUCAUUUUAACAAUAAGACGGUUGUUUCGAAAACCUCCUAAUAUUCUAAGUCAAAGUAAAGUUGAAUGUCUAAGACACCCAAUGUUUUCCAAAACGUACGGUUGUUAAUGCUGCGAAAGGUCAGGGCGUGUUCAAAUGAAGGAGCUAGAAAAUUUGGGGUGUCAAGUAAUAUAUGAUUUCGAAACUGCUUUUGAUUGAAAGUGCUGAAAGGUAAUAUCCUCAUUUCAUUUCAUUUUUUCAUGUGGUUUUUUUGUCAUAGAGUUAAUAUAUUUCAUUUCGUUUCGUAUACCAAAAAUGUAGAAUUAGUAAAAUUAUCAAAAUAAUGAGUGUACUAGUGACGCUGAAUGAUUUUUUUACUGAAACCAUGUCAAACAGCAAGUAAGUCAAUAAUUACAUUUUAAUCCAAGCAAUUUGGAAAAAACUGACUCUAUCUCUAUCAAAAACGAUGCUAGGGAAGUAGCUGCUCCAUACAAAAACUUAAGUUUAAGAUGAUAAUAUGGAUCAAGAAUUGAAGAUGAACCGGUUCGAGGAUAAAAGUUUUGUGAAUAAUUGCGCAGGUUUAUUUAUAACAUUUGUUUUUUUGAUGAAAGUAUCUUUAUAGUGAAGCCAAUAUACAUAAUUGGCGGUAUUGGAAUCAUACCGACCCACACGUUUUCACAGAAGGUCAUACAGAAACGCCCAAAAAGUAAAUUUUUAAGCAGGAUAGAAUACCUAGUCUUUCUAGAUAAUUGAUAGGGGGUUUAUAAAAUGACCAGAUAGGUGGCCGAUUUGAUUUUGUAUGGAUUUUUAUGUGGCGCUAGUACCUCUACAAGAAUUUAGAGAGAAAAAUACUUAUUAUUCAACACAGAUGGUUCUAUUUAGUGGGGUGAAAAAUUUAUACUAUGAAAAUUUAGCCUUGUCAACAUUUUUCCAAAUUUGAACAUAAUUCAAGAUAUUGGGGAGUUUCUAGUUUUACUUAUAACAUCUUGAAUGUUUACGUAAAAAAUUACAGGUUUCUCCCUUAAAUAGCUGCAUAAAAAUUUCAGAAAUGUUUCCUGUUUGUUUAUUAUAAAUCGAUAAUUAAAUCAAAUACCUGUCUAUAAACAAUAAAAAAAUAAGGUAGGCAGUAUGUAAAGAUAAAACGGAGUAAUAGUAUGAAUAAAACCGUAGGCAGAGUCGCCUGUCGACAAAUUGAACUAAAUGUAAUCAUGAACUCAAAUAUAAAAUAUUAUUAUUCUUAUUUAAUUUGAGUUUAUUUAGAAUUUAUUCUAAUGAACCACGUACAUUUCACACAUUUGCAUGACUUAUCUACGGGGAAAUAUCAAUUUCAUGAUAAAUAAUAGGUGCAAUAUCAAAAAAUUGUGUAGGUCAAGUGGAUAAGUCUAAAAUGUGUCGACAGUUAGAAUAGAUUAAGUUAUAAACAAUAAUGUGCAUUGGUGAUGAUGAUCUCUUUUACAUCGCAUUCCUAUGUUUCACCAAAUGUACAAAAAAUCCAUAAUUCUACCUGAAAAUUGAAUCUCAGAAUAUAUCGAAAAGGUAUCUUCAAAAGAAACAGUCUUUAAAUAAUUAAAUAGUAUAAUCUCUUUACGGAUUGCUGUAAAAAUAAGAAUGGAUUUCUCUAGCUUUGUGUAGUCCCCUAAAAUAUAAUUUAAUCAAUGAGAAUCAACUAUCAAGUUUAAAGGUUAAGUUUUCGAUGUCCCCAAGUGCUUCCUUUGUCUUUUUUAUUUUGCUGGUUUUUUUCUUUUUUUUUCCUGUUUCGAGACUUGAGAUGUUGACUGCCAAGACAAUUUAAAUACAAAGUAUAGGAAAUAUAGGCUUUUUAAAAAAGUUUUUUUGUAGUUGACGGUCAACGUGUUAAACAUGUGUUUUAGCUUAGUGAUUGUUUCAAAACUAAUAAUUAAGUCGAAGUAAGUUUGUGUAUUCGUUUGUGUCUUCGUGUGUCUUGUGUUUGUAACAACGAGGAUGUAUUUCCAACUUAUCAAAAAGGAGUUCAAAAAUAUGAAUAAAAAGUUAUGUGUUUUAAACGACUCGAAUAGAAUAGAAUAAGUAACCGAAAUGCGACUAUUCAAACGACGGAGCUCUGAUCCGAACCCACAGCUAGAACAUUUAUCGACUCUUUCUGAAAACUGUAUCGAUCAUGGAGAAGAAGCUUCAAAAUCAUAUCUUUCCGCUUGGGGAAGAACUUGGGACAAGCUUAAACGCGGCGACUCUUCCGAACAAUUACCUUCUACUACAAAUAGAAGAAAAAUGUGGUAUCCUCUCAAAAAACAUGAUAGUACAUCCUCGAGCACAUCUAAGUUUGGAGAUGAAAAAUUCGAAUUGAAACUGUCGCAAAACGAUUUAAGAAAAAUAUAUGAUAUGUAUCGAAAUAUGAACGAUAAAGACAGAUGUGAAAGAAUAAUAAAAAGUAAAAGAAAAGCUAGAUGUAUAUCGGAUAAUUUAGAACUUAGUCAACAGCAGCUACUAGAUUAUUUAAUUCUCAUGAAACCUGAAGCUCAUGAACUUGAUAGAAUAUUCAGUGAAAUAUCCGAAGAGCCCCCGAGACAAGAAUCAAAAAGAUUACUAAUGGUUUCGGAAGAGAGAAAGACUAGAACAUCUAGAAUUAGAUCAAUAUUCUCGAGAGCUUCCAGCAAAUCUGACGAUGAAUGUGAUUUACGACUACAUCCUAAGAACUCAUCUACAGAUAGUCUCACCAGUCUGAUUAAUUUUAUAAUGCCCAGUAGAAAAUAUACUUCCAAUAGCUCUCCAAAGUUACCAAAUAAAAUUAAAUCAGAUGAAAGUGGAUAUGGAAGUGAUUCUACGAAGACAAUGACCAGUAUCGAUUCGCCUAUAGGAUCUUUAAAAUCUCAAAAUAGUGAAGUAUCCACUGAUAUUACUGAAGAGAAUUCCACAGCUGCUACUAGUGACUUUUAUUAUGACGAUACUGAUACAGCUGAAGAAGAUAAUAAUGACCAUGAAAUGACAAUAACAAAUUUCUUUAAAAAACAAUCCAAAAAGAGAUCUCGUUCUCAAAGUCAAGAUAAUGACUCAUUGUCACGACGAAAAUCAUUUAAAUUCAAAAAAUCGCCCGUAAAAAGUAAAGAAAAACUCAAAAUGUCUAUAGAAGAUUUAAGUCAAAAUUAUUGUGAUAAAUUAAAAAUAAGUGCUGAAAACAUAGAAAUGAGAUCUAAAAAGAGACCAUGCUCAAGCACAGGUCAUUUGGAGAAGGAUUAUAAAUGUGUUAAUCUAAAAGUUGGGAGAAACGAACAUUUGGGCAUUAAAAUAGGACCAAAUUAUGGAAGAGAUUCCAUAAUAAGCUAUAGCAUUACUGAUAUACUACCAAACUCCGUUGCACAAAGGAAUGGAGUUCUAAAAGUAGGAGAUCAAGUAGUGAAAUUGAAUGAUCAUCAAUUAAAAGGUUGUCCUAUAUCUGUAGCUAAGAGUUAUUUGCAAACAAGAAAUGGGGAAUUUCAAAUAACGAUAUGUAGAACGUACCCUCAACAGUCAGUUAAACCGAUCAUUAAAAAGAAACCACCAGUGUCAAAUUUAAAGGAAAGCAUUGCCUUUAAAAUGGAUAACGUACCGACCAUAAAAAUACCUUUACUUAGCCCAACAAGAAAUACUUUUAAUAUUAAAAUGGACAUGUCAAAUACUAACACCUCAAAAUGUAGUCUUUCGUCGGUGUUAAAUAUGGAUAGCUGUCCAGCCAAAAAAUACGUUGGAUUAUCUGAUAUACUUGAUAAUAAAAAUGAUGACAUAGAAACUAAAGUUUCCUUUAGCGAAAAGCCGAGGACAGACGAUGAUAUUUUCAAGAAACCUUCAGACAGAAGAAAUAAGCAACUCGAUCAAGAUUCCAUCACAGGAAUGAGAAAAUUUUCCAUCUCAACGGAUUUGUGUACUAGAAAAUCGAGUACAACGGUGGAAAGUAGUAGAAUGGAAAAGUAUCUCCCCGGUUACAAAACGGUUGAAUUUCAUAAAGGCCCAGGAUGCAAAUCACUUGGUUUUUCUAUUGUUGGAGGCAAAGAUUCGCCAAGGGGGCCUAUGGGAAUAUAUGUGAAGACAAUUUUUCAACUUGGUCAAGCUGCUGAUUCUGGAAUAUUGAAAGAAGGUGACGAAAUAAUUUCAGUGAAUGGUACUUCCUUUCGUGAAUUAUCCCACCGUGAUGCCGUAAGUUUCUUUAAAAGCAUCAAAUGUGGAAAAGUCGAAAUGGAGCUAGUUGCGCGACAGAACCACAAUAAAUUUUCAAGUUCUUUGUGAAUUUUUAUUACAAACAUCUGGUUGGAAUUUAUAUCAUUUUAAAGGACAAUAUUUCACUUUUUAUUUUUUUAGUAUUUGCAUUUGCGGUCAACUCUAAUGUAUAGAUAGGUGAACGACAGUGAAAUUUUUUUCUUUAAAUAAAAAUACGUAAGGGAUAUUUUCGUCAUUUAGUUUUUGUUUAUAGAGAGAAUCAAACUAGUGAAGAUACUCUAAAAUGAUAUAAGUUAAUCAUUUCUGACGAAGUGCCAUAUAAUUUGGAAAAUCUAAUCUAAAAUACCAAAAAUAAUACAAAAAACUUAAUAAAUUUGUAAUUAAAAUGAAAACCGACUAGUUUAUAUUUUGAAAGGUUAACGCAACUUUUUGAUACAGAAAUUUUUAAUAAAAAUGAUUUCCCCAAAUUUUCAAAAUACUGAUUGGAUUGAAUAAUUUUGUCACUAUAAUCCAUGCAGCAAAAAAUUAAUAUUUAAGUUCUGCCAUAAUUUUAGUAAUAAACACUUUGUAGUUGGUUAAUAAUGAAACUAAUAAAACAUAAUUCAAUUAUAGAUUUUAAUAUUUAUUAAAAAUUAUGCAUUUUCUGGUAUAAAAUUAAUAUAAAAUCACUAUUUAAGAAAUUGAAACAAUUAUUAAAUUUUUUAAAAACAUCAUUGGGGUAACCACAUAUUAAAACGUGACAUAAUUUGGCGAGGGAUUAAACUUUUGCUACCUUAAAAAAUCAAAUGUAGCCUUUGAACAAAAUAUAAGGUGAUCUUAUUUAACAAAAUGUAUAUACUCACUAAUUCGAAAAAAUCGAUCAUUUAAACAGAAAUUGUUCAAUAUUAACAUUAACUGUUAAUUCUUGAUGUUAUUGUCCUUCUUGGUACGAAAUUACGAAUAGUGUUGAGGGUUGAAGACUCGAUAUAAAACUAUCUAAGGGUUUUUAAAUUGCCGAUGUUUCGAUCCUUCAUUUGAUCUUAAUCAAGGCUCAAAAUAUAAGGUACAUUAUAACUCAAACAUUAAGGAAUUGAGAAAUUUGAAUUGUGAAUUAAAAAUCUUUUGACUAACCUCUAAAAGGCAUUUAUUUAUAUUUAUUUAUGUAUGAGUAUAAGUUUCUCUAAAUGAUUCUUUUUCUACUUAUUCUUCUGUUUAUACAAAAAUGUUAAUUGUCUUGGUUAUAUAGUUUAUCUAAAUUUUUGUCUCUUAUCCAAUGUUAUUUAUAUUGUUACACUGAAAUAUUCUGAUUAUUGUUUUACUUUUUAAUUCACAAUUUAAAUUAUUUGUUUAUCUUCCUCAAUGUUUGAGUUAUAAUGUACCUUAUAUUUUUAGCAUUGAUAAAGAUGAAAUAAAGGAUCGAAACGUUGGCAAUUAAAAAAUUGUUUCAUUUCGAUUCCUCAAACCACAACAUCCUCCGUAAUUAUCUGUUGAUUUAGAACGAAAUUGAGGAUAACAAAUUUGCAGCUUUUCAACUUUCUAAUUUCUUUAUUAGUAGUAAAUCAUUCAUCACAAAUUUAGUUAUAAGACUGAUAUUAUGUUAUUAUGGAAAUUAAAUGUAAAUAUUAAUAAUUUUAAGUUUGGUGCUAUUAAAUGGCAACUAAUGUGCAAUUAUUCAAUAACUUUAUACGUACAUUAUUUAUUCAAGACAAAAAUUUGGUGCAGUUAUGAACAGUUUUAUGCAGAGCAAUAUGAUUAAUGAACUUUCUAUCAACUACAUUCUAAACUUAUAAUUAUAAUUAAAUUAAAAUUUCUAUUAUACUUUUUCAAUUCAAGAAAUUAAAUUGUUUGCACUUUUCUGCAGAAUUAAAUGCUUCUUAAUUUUUUAUUCUAAAUAAAUAUAAUAUUAAUUGUAAAUCCAAAUUUGUUUACUUAGUACCUAAAACAAGAUUUUAGGGGUAAAUAAGUUGUAAUUGAAAAAAAAUGGGGUGCUUCAUCAAGUGAUUCUAAAUGAACAAUUCCGUAUUCACUCGGCUGAAGUAUAUUAAAUGUUUUAAUUCCAAGAACGUAUCAUUUCUUUUACAAUUCGGCAACUUUUUCCAAAUAAAACUUGUCUUCAUUUAUAUUUCAAAAUUAUUACCAAGCCUUCUUAUUUGCUUUUCUCAACAUGAAAUUUUCUUUUUUUGGUUCAUCAAUGACCUAACUAAAAUAGUAGUUCGAUUUCAUAACAUAUGGUAUACCCAUUAUUUACUACCAAUACAACACUCACAAUACUACAGUCUACGCGGGAUUCGAUUACCAAGAUCAAAGGGAAAAGUUAAACUUUGGUGUCUGAAGAUAAUUACUUGGUUAUAAAAAUGCACGUCGCGUGUAAUUAUGUUGGUGCAGUGGUGUAAAGAGUUUGAAUAUUACCAAAGAAUUCAGAAAUUCUAAGUUAACUGCAGACUGCUUGUUUGUAGUAUAUCAAUUUGAAUUAAGAUAUGGCAUUUAUUUUUAGUUUUCUGAACCAAGAUUUUUAAAUGAAAAAUUAUAAUUGAAGCUUCAGUAGUUAACAAAUAUUGUAAUAUUUAGUAAGAAGAGUACUGCAUAAGACUGGUAAUAAGUGCCAACUGUCAUGUGUAUUCAGAAAGUAGAAUUAAUUAGAUGUGCAUUUUUCAAUUCAUAUAAUUAUUUUGUUAGACAUAUAUAAACUUUAGUGGCUUAGAUUUUAAAUGAAAUAGAGUAUAUUUAUGUGAUAGUUUCAAAGUUACAAUAAUUUUGAGCAUUCUGGUAUUUCUAAAAUGCUAAUUGAAACUUAAAUGAUGGAAAAUGAAGUCCCAACUUAAAAAUUAAAAUUCAGAAAAACCUCCAUGACAUAUCCUGGAGAGCUACGAAGUAAUGCAUUUAGACAUCGUGGGCUAUAUUAUACAAUGUGUAUCAUUAAUAUCACAUAAUUUUGAAAGAACAUUUCUGGUCUAUUCUAAAUUGGCUGUUUGAAAAUGAUAAAAGCAAGUUUUGUUUUCCGUCAUUUAAGUAUUGUUUCAGAAAUUAAUUUUUAAUUUGUUAUUUAUUAGGCAUUCAUAUAAUGCGAGUCAUAUUAUCAAUAAUUGGAACAAAUAUAGUUUUUGACUUUACUUGGGAAAUAUACUUGUUUGAUUCAAUUUUAUUUACUGUUUUCAGUUUUCAUGACAGUUGAUUUAUAAGAGUGUUGUUUUAGUAUAGUGCGUAUUUUUAUGUUUAUGAUUUUGUACAGUUUUAUAAAAUAUUGUUACCAACUAAUAAAAUAAUGAUAUAUUAUGAGGUUAUUUUUUAUAUAAAACAUUGAAUUAAAAAACACUAACAA
This is a messenger RNA of Diorhabda sublineata, 11018 nucleotides long. RefSeq names its product tyrosine-protein phosphatase non-receptor type 13-like. Gene Ontology annotation, molecular function: protein binding. The record is from RefSeq and is a predicted model, not a curated record. Bases 5609 to 7789 code for a protein of 726 amino acids. The transcript is spliced from 6 exons. NCBI's taxonomy places the organism in Eukaryota, Metazoa, Arthropoda, Insecta, Coleoptera, Chrysomelidae.